This is a messenger RNA of Zingiber officinale, 2562 nucleotides long. RefSeq names its product probable alkaline/neutral invertase D. The coding region runs from base 461 to 2146 and encodes 561 amino acids. NCBI's taxonomy places the organism in Eukaryota, Viridiplantae, Streptophyta, Magnoliopsida, Zingiberales, Zingiberaceae. The transcript is spliced from 4 exons. Gene Ontology annotation, molecular function: sucrose alpha-glucosidase activity; endo-alpha-N-acetylgalactosaminidase activity. Gene Ontology annotation, biological process: sucrose catabolic process. The record is from RefSeq and is a predicted model, not a curated record.
AGAAGACGACAACACACAUCAAUCGCGUUCCCCAUCCACGCAAGACGCACCCCUUUACGGUUCCUCCGAUCUCUCGCCGCCGGCUUCCUCCGUCCGUCCUCUGCUCUUCUCUCUUCCUCGCUUCUUGACCUCCGGCAGCCCGGCGCUCAGAUCUCUUGGGUUCGUCGCCUCGAACCACGCCUCCUUUCCAGCUUCUGUCCUUUUCCUUCGCCAGAUCCAUCUGACUCUCGACUAGCAAAAUUGAGACUUUUCAUCUUCCCUUCCUGUUCGAUUUCUUCUGUGGACUUUGGUGCUUUCUUAUUGGCUGAUUGGCUCGUCAAAGGAAAACUCAACUCAACCUUCUCUUUGGAGUUCAAACGAAAAACGGCAAAAAGAGGGAAAAUCGUCUUUUUCCGGUAUCGCAUUUAAAUUCACAACUUUUUGUGGUCCGGUAGGUGAUCCGUCCUGACGGGAGAAGAGAAUGAACGGGUUCAAGGGACCAGGGCUGCGGAAGGUAGGGUCCCAUUCAUCGCUGUCAGACGCCGACGACCAUGACCUCUCCCGGCUGCACGACCGGCAUAUUCUUAGCCUUGAUCGGCAGAGAUCAUGCGACGAGAGGUCGAUGAACGAGCUCUCCAUAAGUAUCCGGGCGAUCGAUAGCCAUGACAGUGUGUACUCGCCGGGAGGGAUGAGGUCCGGAUUCAGCACGCCGGCGUCGUCGUGCCGGAACCCUUUCGAGCCACAUCCCAUUAUUGCGGAGGCUUGGGAGGCCCUCAGAAGGUCCAUUGUCUACUUCAAAGGAGAGCCUGUUGGGACCAUUGCAGCUUUCGAUCACGCAUCUGAAGAAGUCCUCAAUUAUGACCAGGUGUUUGUUCGAGAUUUUGUACCAAGUGCGUUGGCUUUUCUAAUGAAUGGAGAGCCCGACAUUGUUAAGAAUUUCCUUUUGAAGACUGUCUACCUUCAAGGGUGGGAGAAGAGGAUAGAUCGUUUCAAGCUUGGGGAAGGUGCGAUGCCAGCAAGCUUCAAAGUGCUGCAUGAUCCUGUUAGGAGAAUUGAUAAUUUAGUGGCAGAUUUUGGAGAGAGUGCAAUUGGAAGAGUUGCACCUGUUGACUCUGGAUUCUGGUGGAUUAUUCUUCUGCGUGCUUAUACAAAAUCAACUGGGGAUUUAACCCUUGCAGAGUCAGCUGAAUGCCAAAAGGGUAUAAGGCUUAUAUUAGCUUUAUGUCUGUCGGAAGGUUUUGAUACAUUUCCAACCCUGCUCUGCGCUGAUGGUUGUUCAAUGAUUGAUCGAAGAAUGGGCAUUUAUGGUUAUCCUAUCGAAAUCCAAGCACUUUUCUUCAUGGCAUUGAGGUGUGCUCUGACAAUGCUCAAACAUGAUACUGAGGGAAAGGAAUUUGUUGAGCCGAUAGUGAAACGUUUACAUGCUUUGAGUUAUCACAUGAGAAGCUACUUUUGGCUUGAUUUCCAGCAGCUAAAUGACAUUUACCGAUACAAAACUGAAGAAUAUUCUCAUACAGCAGUGAACAAGUUCAAUGUAAUACCAGAUUCAAUUCCAGAUUGGGUGUUUGAUUUUAUGCCUACUCGUGGUGGUUACUUUAUCGGAAAUGUGAGUCCUGCGAGAAUGGAUUUUCGAUGGUUUGCAUUGGGUAACUGUGUGGCUAUUUUGUCAUCUCUUGCUACACCUGAGCAAUCUAUGGCAGUUAUGGAUCUCAUUGAAGAACGCUGGGAAGAGUUAGUCGGAGAGAUGCCACUUAAGGUUACUUAUCCCGCCAUUGAGAACCACGAGUGGAGGAUAGUUACAGGUUGUGACCCCAAGAACACCAGAUGGAGUUACCACAAUGGAGGAUCUUGGCCAGUGCUUCUAUGGCUGCUCACUGCAGCCUGUAUAAAGACUGGUCGACCACAGAUUGCUCGAAGAGCAAUAGAGCUCGCGGAAACCAGGCUGCUGAAAGAUAGCUGGCCUGAAUAUUAUGAUGGUAAGAUUGGAAGGUAUGUAGGGAAACAAGCAAGGAAAUUCCAGACAUGGUCCAUAGCUGGUUAUUUGGUGGCCAAGAUGAUGCUGGAAGACCCAUCCCAUGCUGGGAUGGUCUCUCUGGAAGAGGACAAGGCCAUGAAACCUCUAAUAAAGAGAUCAGCUUCAUGGACUUGCCCAGAUCCUGCAAAUUGAGUCAACCAUGUAAACCACAUUAGUUUCGCCAAAUUUAUCAUGAUCAUGCCCGUCAUGAGAGCAAACAAUUUAUGGAACACCAAUAAGUCGGAUUCUGAUUGCAAGAUGAGAAUGCCUAUCACAUCACUGCAACUCUUUGCAUUAAUGAAGACGGUCUUGCAAAUCCCAAUAUCUAUCUGGACCAGGUGCUAAUUAGAGGCUGGAUUCAUUCGGUUCUCUAGCAUUCAUACUUCAACAGAAGAUCAAAGCGUUAAUUUAAUUUCUCUUUACUCGGAUAUCUUCAUCUAAAAGUGCUGUUGCUCUUCAUUUUUUAUGUACAUUGUUCGAAAUUUUUCAGUUUGUGAUUCUUGCUAAUAAAAUCACUUUAGUUUCCAUGUCUGAAUGAAUAAAAUAUAUUUGUUAGGGAUGUUUUGGUA